AUGCAGUCUAUCUCCUCAGAAUCGACUUUAUCGACAGGCGAGCCCAAAGCUUCAGCCAUUGAGCUCCUGCAUGACCAUUAUCUUGAGCUUACCCCCGAUGGGAAAUAUGUGCGAUGGUUGCGAGAUCACCCAAGGCAUCCUCGAAAUUGGUCUAGCCUACGAAAGACUUACGAUAUUGUCCUUAUCUGUCUCUUGGAUCUAUUUAUAACAGCAUCCAGUACCGCAGGUUCAGCAGCUGCCGCAGAAGCCAAACAUGAAUACCAUAUCAGCGAAACGCUUUCGAUCUUUAUAUUUGUCACAAUAUUUCUUCUCGGCCAGGUGGUAGGCACCAUCUUAUUUCCCCCGUGGUCGGAGACAUUUGGGCGCAAAAACAUGUAUAUUGUGAGCAGUGGUCUCAGCGCCAUUUGCUGUAUGAUAAUCGGACUCGUCCGUUCAAUGCCGGUCAUUAUCAUCAUGCGCAUCGUCGCCGGGCUUCUUUCCGCGAUCCCUUAUACCAUCAUCGGCGGCAGCAUCGAGGACAUGUUCAACUCGCAUGCUCGAAUAUGGACCAUGUACUAUUGGACAAUUGCUUCAAAUAUUGGGCUCAUUCUUGGACCCAUUAUGAGCAGCUAUAUUAUUGCAGGCCUUGAUUGGCGAUGGAACUUCUAUAUCUUCGCCAUCAUUAUUACUGCAAUUACGGGUGGUCUCUGCUUUAUUCGCGAAUCACGACCUUCCUUGUUGCUGGCCUCCGAAGUGAAACGGGUCACCGAUAUGACUGUGCAACAUAUUCCACCGCCACUCAACCACGACCAUAUCCCGGAUCUCAAUACGUUUUUAAAAGAAGCCCUAUUUCGUCCAGCCCAGCUGUUUUUCCAAGAGCCUAUCAUUUUCGUCAUCGCAAUGAUGAUCUCCAUCGCCAUGUCCCUCAUCUACAUCUUCACUGAAGCCCUCCAACCCAUCUACGAGUCAAUGGGAUUUGCAAAAACCGACGCUUCACUGAUAUUCGUUGCUAUCGGCCUGGGAACUUGCCUCAGCACAUUGACCCGUGUGUUAGACAGCUACAUUCUCAACUAUUUCCGCAGGCAGGGACGCCCAAUUAAGCCAGAAUAUAAGCUUGUCGGGCUAGGACUUGGUGGUCCAUUCUUGGCGAUUGGUCUAUGGUGGUUCGCUUGGACUAUUCCACCUGGGACCCAAACUCCAUGGAUUGUGCCCACACUUUCCCUCGCUCUGGUAGGCUAUGCGCUGACGGAAAUGGAUACCGUGCUGUACGGCUAUAUCUCCGAUGCUUAUCUGAGUUACUCGGCCAGUGCUACCGCUGCUGUUGCAUUCAUGCGAGCGUUGCUGUCGGGUGUCUUUCCGCUGUUCACGACGCAGAUGUUUAACCGGUUGGGGAAUAAUCUUGCUAUGUCUGUGCUUGCCGCUGUGGCAACUGCAUUUUGUAUAGUACCGCCUGUGUUUAUCUUUUAUGGAGAGCGGAUUCGUCGGGCGAGCAAGUUUGCUCGAUAUAGCUGGGAAAUUCAGGAGGAGCUGGGUAAAGAAAAAGAAGAUUGGUAA
Messenger RNA from Penicillium roqueforti, 1533 nucleotides. RefSeq lists its product as uncharacterized. Bases 1 to 1533 code for a protein of 510 amino acids. The transcript has 5 exons. Gene Ontology annotation, molecular function: transmembrane transporter activity. Lineage: Eukaryota; Fungi; Ascomycota; Eurotiomycetes; Eurotiales; Aspergillaceae. Gene Ontology annotation, biological process: transmembrane transport. The record is from RefSeq and is a predicted model, not a curated record.